Penicillium hordei is the source of this 456-nucleotide messenger RNA. Its product is annotated as LysM peptidoglycan-binding domain-containing protein. Bases 1 to 456 code for a protein of 151 amino acids. The record is from RefSeq and is a predicted model, not a curated record. NCBI's taxonomy places the organism in Eukaryota, Fungi, Ascomycota, Eurotiomycetes, Eurotiales, Aspergillaceae. The transcript has 3 exons.
AUGGCAAGUGAUUGUAUACGGUUCUACAAGGUCCAAGCAGAUAACGACUGUUAUGACGUUGCUCAAGAUGCUGGGGUGGCACUUGAUGACUUUUACAGUUGGAACCCUGCUGUCAAGAAUGACUGUUCAGGACUAGAGAAGGGCGUGUUUGUCUGUAUCGGAGUGUCAGGAUAUACAACUACUAUCACCAGCGGCACCCCUGUUCCUGUGACCCCGACCCCAACACAAACUGGAAGGGUGACUGGAUGUCUUCGAUUCUAUGAUGUACAAAAAGACGAAGGUUGCGCGGAUAUAGCAUCUGAUGCAGGUGUGGCCCAAACCGACUUCUAUAGCUGGAAUCCGGCUGAGAGCACGAACUGCGCAGGCUUACAAGCCUCCGUUUUCGUGUGUAUUGGAACGAUGGGUCCAAUCACAAUCACCAGUGGAACCCCAGUACCGGCCACAACUAACAACUAG